Molecule: messenger RNA, 1934 nt
Organism: Vicugna pacos (alpaca)
Lineage: Eukaryota; Metazoa; Chordata; Mammalia; Artiodactyla; Camelidae
Source: RefSeq, a predicted model, not a curated record
GGUAGGAAUUAAACUUUGUGAGAAUGAGGGAGAUCACUGAGGAAGACAAUGUAAAAUGAAAAGGCAAAAAAACCCCAAACCAACCCAACCCCCAGGAGAAGAGUGCCAAGGAGAGAAUUUUAGGGGAUACAACUCAGGAACAGGCUGAGAAAGAGAUUCCAACAGGAGCUACUAAGAAUGGCCAGUAGAGAGUGAUGGAUGUGGACUGGGAGGGAGAGGCAUCUAGGAAGCCGAGAGGCAGUAAUGUCGAGAGAAACGGACGAGUCAAGGGUAGAUAGCGCAUUUAAAAAAUAAUACACAGUUAACACGGCAGAGAGUUCAAGAAAGAAGAAAGCUAGAAACAAUGUGUUGUCUUAGAAAUCAGAAGGAAGAUAGAUUAUUGGUAACUUUUCUUAGCAAGGGGUUUGAAAGGAGCUAAUAGUUAUGCAGCCAGAUAAAUGAUUUAAGUAAACUUCUUUUCUUUUCUUUUUCUUUCUGUCUUUGUUUUUGAGGAGCCUGGCUGUAAAGAAAAAAGGCCAAGUGUUAGGAGCUGAGGAGUUGCGGGGUUGUGUGAGUGCUUAUAAAAAUUCUUUUUUAAGGGGCGGGAGAUUCUAACUCAACUGUAGCUGGAAAAGAAAGGAAACUACAGCUCUUCACAGUAGUAAUAUACUGGAGAGAGAGAGAGAGAGAGAGAGAGAGAGAGAGAAUAAAUUAGCUGAUGGACCACAUUUCCUGCUGAAGACUAAAUGUAAUCCUACCAAAAAAUAUUAAAACCUAUCUGUAUGUAAGGAAAACAAAAAAAAAACCCUUUAAUGAUAAAUUCAAGUUGCACUUUUCCCCUACUCAUCUUAAUUACAAUAUUCUUGAAUUUUCCCUGGAUUUUUAGCUUUAUUUCCUCAACUACAGAAUAAACUCUUCCUUAAAAUGUCAUGGCAUAAAUCACAUCUACGUGAUUCAACAAAUCUUUCAUUCAGAUCUACCAAGUAUGAAGCAUUAUGGACACCGGCCUUCCCCUGCUUGGCGCCCGGUGGCCCUGGUCCUGUUGACUCUGUGUCUGGUGCUGCUGACGGGCCUGGCGGCUCUGGGGCUUGUGUUUUUUCAGUUCUACCAGCUCUCCAACGCUCAGCAAGACAGCAUUUCUCAAAAGGAAGAAAGAUUGGGGAAUCUCUCCCGACAGCUGCAAUCUCUCCAAACCCAGAACAGGAAGCUCGCAGAAACGCUGCAUCACGUGGCUGAGAAACUCUGCCGCGAGCUCUACAACAAAACUGGAGAACACAGAUGCAGCCCUUGUCCAGAAAUGUGGAAGUGGCAUGGGGACAAAUGCUACCAGUUCUAUAAAGAAAGCAGGAGCUGGCAGGGCUGUGAAUAUUUCUGCAUUGCCGAAAACUCGACCAUGCUGAAGAUAAACACACAAGAAGUGCUGGACUUUGCCAUGCCCCAGAGCUACUCUGAGUUUUUCUACUCUUAUUGGACAGGGCUAUCCCGCAACGGCAGCCGCAAGGCCUGGCUGUGGAUGGACGGAGCCCCUUACUCCUCUGAACUGUUUGAGAUUAUAAUAGAUUUCAGCAGCCUAAGAAGCAGGGAUUGCGUGACCAUCCUCAACGGAAAGGCUUUCUCAAAGGACUGCCGUGAGCUGAGGCGGUGCGCCUGUGAGAGAAGGGCGGCCAGGGUGGAGCUGCAGGAGCUCCAGCAGCCUCUCUGAGGCUGGGGUCACCUGUUGCUGGGGUCACGUGUUGCCGGGGUCACGUGGAGGUGAAUGGUUCUCCAGCGACAACUGCGACUUCCGACCCCCUGCAGAGAAACUGAAGACUCUGUUUUGCAGAACAAGUCAGUCUCGCUGCGUGCACCUGGCAUAGCUGGGGUUUCAGUUGCCAUUUUCUCCCAUUGAAUUCCUGUUUAUACCUUUCAGGUACUGAAGAACUGAUAAUAAUAAAUGUAAAUAAUGUAAAGUGUGA